ACGAGGAUCGUUUAUCCAAGAGGAAAAGCAUCGGCGAGACGAUUUCCCUGCAGGUGGAGGUGGAAUCCCGGAACAGCCCGGAGCGGGAGCAGAGAGCUCCGGCGGAGGAGAUCACCUACGAGACGCUGAAAAAGGCCAUCGUGGACAGCGUGGCUGUGGAGGAGCAGGAGCGCGAGCGGCGGCGCCAGGUGGUCGAGAGGUUCCAGAAGGCUCCGUUCGAGGAAAUCGCCGCCCACUGCGGAGCCCGGGUGAGAGCCCAGGGAAAACCCGGAAUUCCCAACAGGAAUUCCCGACUGGAAUUUCUAACCGGAAUUCCCGACCGGAAUUCCCAACCGGAAUUCCCAGCAGGAAUUCCCAGCAGGAAUUCCCAACUGGAAUUCCCAAAAUCGCCGCCCACUGCGGAGCCCGGGUGAGCUGGAGCCGGGAAACCCGGGAAUUCCCAACCAGAAUUCCCAACAGGAAUUUCCAACCGGAAUUCCCAACAGGAAUUCCCGACCACAAUUCCCAACCAGAAUUCCCAACUGGAAUUCCCAAAAUCGCCACCCACUGCAGAGCCCGGGUGAGAGCCCAGGGAAAGCCCGGAAUUCCCGACCGGAAUUCCCAGCAGAAAUUCCUGACCAGAAUUCCCGACCAGAAUUCCCAACUGGAAUUCCCAACCGGAAUUCCUGACUGCAAUUCCCAACAGGAAUUCCCAAAAUCGCCGCCCACUGCGGAGCCCGGGUGAGAGCCCAGGGAAAACCCGGAAUUCCCAACAGGAAUUCCCGACAGGAAUUCCUGAACAGAAUUCCCAGCAGAAAUUCCCGACCAGAAUUCCCAACCGGAAUUUCCGACCGGAAUUCCUGACUGCAAUUCCCAACCGGAAUUCCCAAAAUUGCCACCCACUGCGGAGCCCGGGUGACGGCCCAGGGAAAACCCGGAAUUCCCGACCGGAAUUCCCAACAGGAAUUCCCAACCAGAAUUCCCAGCAGGAAUUCCCAACAGGAAUUUCCAACAGGAAUUCCCAACCGGAAUUCCCGACCAGAAUUCCCAACCAGAAUUCCCAACUGGAAUUCCCAGCUGGAAUUCCCAACCGGAAUUCCCGACUGGAAUUUCCAACCAGAAUUCCCGACCGGAAUUCCCAACCAGAAUUCCUGACUGGAAUUCCCAAAAUCGCCGCCCACUGUGGAGCCCGGGUGAGCUGGAGCCGGGAAAACCGGGAAUUCCCGACCGGAAUUCCCAACAGGAAUUCCCAACCGGAAUUCCCGACCGGAAUUCCCGAGGGGAACGGGAGCCGGGGAGCUCCGGCCCCAGGAGGGGAGGGAGGGAGAGAGGAAAGAGACAAAAAACAAAAACCCCUCAAAAAGGCGCCAAAAAUUCGGGGAUGAGAGACGGAAAGCAGCCGGAAUUUUGGGAAAAGUGCGUGAAUUUUAGGGAUUUUUAGGGAUUUUUAGGGAAAUUUAGGGA
Cyanistes caeruleus (blue tit) is the source of this 1443-nucleotide messenger RNA. NCBI's taxonomy places the organism in Eukaryota, Metazoa, Chordata, Aves, Passeriformes, Paridae. The record is from RefSeq and is a predicted model, not a curated record.